Molecule: messenger RNA, 1158 nt
Organism: Solanum lycopersicum (tomato)
Lineage: Eukaryota; Viridiplantae; Streptophyta; Magnoliopsida; Solanales; Solanaceae
Source: RefSeq, a predicted model, not a curated record
UUUGAGUUAAAAAAAAAAAACACGAUAUAAUUAAUAUCUCCACUACGUCAUCUCCUUUCAGCCACGUAUUUUAUCCAAAAUCUCCAACUAGCACGUGUACUCAUGAUCUCCUCCCCUUAAAUCUUUCUCCUCUCAGUCACUCUCUCAAACUUCCAUGUAUUGUAGUAGUUCUUCAUUAUCUUCAACAACAAAAUUUGUUAAAGAAAAAAAAAAUGUCAGGUGGAGUUGGUCCAAGUAGUGACAUUCUUAAAGACGAAAACACUGAACAAAUCAUGAACAAUUCCCAGAAAAAAACACAACAAAAAAACAGAGGAUUUUUCACUUUUCGACAGCUCAACGUCCUCGCCAUCAUAAUCAUCUUUUCUUCAAGUGGUAUGGUGAGUAUUGAAGAUUUCUCCUUCGUUCUAUUCUCCCUAAUUUACAUCUACUUCCUCUCCAAAACUGCCUUUCCCCAAAUCUCUCCUAAAACAGAGCAGCCCCCUGUUUUCGGCGAAAAAAACAGAGUACUAAAUCUUUACGUUUCGAUUGGAGCUCUGGUUGGGUUAUUUCUCCCGAUACUUUAUAUUUUCGAAGGAAUUUACGAGGGAGAUAAAGAAGGUAUCAAAGCAGCAGCUCCACAUGUUUUCUUGCUGGCUAGUCAAGUUUUCAUGGAAGGAUUAACGUUUACCGAUCAAUUUUCGCUGCCUGUAAGAGUUUUUGUUCCGGUUUUUUACAAUUCGAGGAGGAUUUUUACGAUUAUGGAGUGGUUGAAGACUGAAAUAUCGAAAGUGGAUGAAGAAUAUGGAGGGAAUUUGAGGAGGGUGCAUAUGGGUAGAGGAUUAGCUACUGCUAAUAUGGUGUUUUGGUGUUUUAAUUUGUUCUGUUUUUUGUUGCCUGUGUAUCUUCCUAAGGCCUUUAAGAUAUACUACUGUGGCCGCAAAUCAAAAGAUUGAUCAGUGUAUAAUUUUUUGUUUUCAUCUGGCAAAGGAUUCAACUAGUUUUAGUAUGUAUAUAAAUGGAGUUGUAUGUCUCUUUUGAGUCUGUUUGUACACCAGUACUCUUGAGAUUACAAGGGUCUAUCAGAAAAGUGGCAUGUACCUACCACUAUUCGUUAUAUGUAUUUUGUGGCAUUACCUGGAAUAUGUUAAUCGUCAUAUAUAAUAACAUUAAUCAGCUAAA